Anopheles darlingi is the source of this 3043-nucleotide messenger RNA. Its product is annotated as 5'-3' exonuclease PLD3-like. The transcript is spliced from 3 exons. The record is from RefSeq and is a predicted model, not a curated record. Gene Ontology annotation, molecular function: catalytic activity. Bases 212 to 1783 code for a protein of 523 amino acids. NCBI's taxonomy places the organism in Eukaryota, Metazoa, Arthropoda, Insecta, Diptera, Culicidae.
GCCCAUAAUACGUUUUUACCGAAUUUUAAUAUAUUCAAGACACUUUGGACUAGGACGCCAACAUGCCAAUGUUUAGGUGUUCAAAUAUUUGCCUGGCGCUAAUCAAUAGUACCAGAUGUUAUGAUUUUAGUGUUGAUUCUGUUCGUGUGUUCUGAAGCUAUUCUCAAACAUAGCAAGUUCAUUCCAUCAGUUGUCUGCCACCGUUCAUAAGAUGAAGUUACAAAUUCCGCUUGGUCGCAGUCAGAGUCCGGCUGAAGUGCACAGUGAAAAGAAUGCAAACGAUGUGAAUGUCGAAGUAUCCUACGAUUCGCCAGCCAACGCACCGACCGGCGAUGACUUCGAGCUCUGGGACCAAAGCAAGGCUUUGCGCUCGGAAUAUCGCGACAACCGGUGGGCCCAGAAUGGUUGGUCGUCCUGCAUACCAAUCGCGGUAAUCUUACUGCUGAUUGUUCUAGUUGUGUUGCUGCCGUUGAUGGAUGGUCAUGGUGAACGAGCAGGAGGAAGCACAGGUGUUUUGCAAAUAAUGGAAAAAGAAGAGACCGGUGGCCGAAUGAGGGGCAGACAAUGUCCGGAUCGAUGUCGGAUCGAACUGGUAGAAAGCAUACCGGAAGGAUUAUCGUACCCCCACGAUAGUCCCACAUUUCGGUCGACCUACGAUGCUUGGUCCGAGCUACUAACAUUGGCAACCGCUACAGUGGACAUAGGCUCAUUCUACUGGACGCUUAAAGGGGCGGACGUCUUCAACCACUCGUCGGCACGGGAAGGCGAGGACAUAUUUCGCCAACUGCUAAAGGCUGGCACCAAACGGCAUCUGCAGGUGCGAAUUGCACAGAGUACUCCGACGACGUCAUCUCCCAAUCUCGACACGGAAAUAUUGGCACGCCAGGGUGCGGCUACCGUGCGUUCAGUGGACUUCCAGCGCCUGCUCGGAGGCGGUGUAUUGCAUACGAAGAUGUGGAUUGUUGACGAGGCACACUUCUAUCUCGGAAGCGCCAAUAUGGACUGGCGUUCGUUGACGCAAGUCAAGGAGCUCGGCGUGCUCGGAAUUAACUGUUCCUGUCUGGUAAAAGACGUGGCUAAAAUCUUUCGUGUUUACUGGGAUAUGGGUUUGCCCGAUGCCCGGUUGCCUUCUAAAUGGCCUGCAGAGUACGCGGCGGAUUUCAACGACAGCACCCCAGCACUGGUGCAGUUCAAUGAUGCGUACACCUUGCGUACUUAUUUCUCGAGCUCUCCGCCGCCGAUGUCACCAGCAGCACGAACGGAUGAUUGUGAUGCGAUUUUAAAGACGAUACUUGCUGCUAAUCGGUUUGUGCACGUCUCCGUAAUGGAUUAUUUCCCGUUGACACUCUAUACGCGUACAACACAGUACUGGCCAGUGAUAGACGAGGCGUUGCGAAAGGCAGCCAUCGAACGCAAGAUUUCCAUUCGUCUGCUGAUAUCACUUUGGGACCACUCUCGACCUUCGGAGGACUACUUUCUGAACUCUCUCGAGGCAUUAUCCAACUCCCUCACUGGUGUUGACAUCCAGAUCCGACGAUUCAUCGUACCAUCCACCGAUGAUCAGCGUAAGAUCCCUUAUAGCCGUGUCAAUCAUAACAAGUACAUGGUAACCGAUAACACUGCGUACAUUGGAACUUCUAACUGGUCAGGCGACUAUUUCAUUGAUACGGCUGGCAUUGGGUUAGUUAUGUCAUCGUUUGAAACAAAUAGUACCAUCAUUAGCGAGUUGCAGGCAUUGUUCGCGCGUGAUUGGAAUAGUAAAUAUGCCGUGUCACUAAGCUGAGUACUCGAAAAAGAAGCGUUGAACUGGAAGCGUCGAAGCGUUGAAUUUUGGUUUAGAUUUGGUUACUUUGGAAUGGAACAUGAAUAAGGAGCCUGAAGUGAAGUCAGUGCACUAAACCGAGCUUUAAUAUAUCAUAUCAAUACGAUAGGUAAGCUACACUACCAAAUUAACUUCUGCUCAGUUUACAUACAUUAGAUUGCUAUUUUUGGUCGGUAGGCUAGUUAAUUACACGGCGUGGAAAUCCCAUCUAAUUAUGAAACGGCGUGGAAGAAGUGUUUUCUCUCAGCUCAUAGAAAAAAUACUGAGUUUACGAAACUAACUACUGUAUUUAGCUCUUUUACUUCCAUACUCUUCCUGGUGGAUCGUGGUUGCUAUUCAUGGUUUUGCAUGCGUGCAAUGGAAGUAUAACCUGGCUGAGUGUGUGAUACUUCAAACAUAAAUCUUAAAUACUGUGUGCCCCAAAAAGAUUUGAAAAAGUAAAAUUAUAAGCUUAACUCCAUCGUCACGAAAUACAAUAAGUAAAAUAUGUAUAACAAAAAUUAACGAAAGACAAACACAUGAUAAUUAGCUUUAACUCUAUUUGCUCAAAAUAAGCAUUGCUAAAACGCACUAUUUUAACUAUGCGAAUGCAUGCUGCAGGAAUGUCUUUCCUCCCGUGUCGACGAUGCACGCAAGUUGAACGAUACCUCUCUUUUUUAUUUCCUUUUCCGGUUGAAUAUUUUCAUAUAUUUUAUAUUUCCUUUUAUUUCUGGUUGAAUGCAUCUAAUACUUCCAAAGUCAUCGCGUAUGCUUUCGCUUGUGACGAAGAUUUUUAUGUCACUGGUAGUACAUUUUUUCUGACAAAUUUUCCUAACAUUUCGAGAAGUUUAUUAGUUUAUUUAUGAGAGAUAUGAGUUUAUUUCCACGACCUUUCUGGCCUUACAUAAUUUUACAAGUUAAACGUACCGUAUCAGCAAAGAUGAAGCUAACCACUGGUGAUUUAGAUUUGUUUUCAUAUUUAGAGGGGCCCAAUACUGUUUGAAUAGCGCAUACAUGAGAUUGAAAUAUGAAUUGUAGACAACGAAUGAAGACUAAACAUGAUUGCAGAUAAGGGAAAUCAGAAGUAAUCAUGACAAGAUCGCAGGAUGGCUUAGAUAAUAAAUCAAAGGCGAUGUUAUUUGCUAGCACAAUUAAAAACACCGAUUAAGUAAAAUUUACAUGAAAAAUAAGAUUGUUUGUGUUGAAUUCUGAAGAAAAUAUAUGAAUUGUCUUAACAUCUCA